Molecule: messenger RNA, 5173 nt
Organism: Diceros bicornis minor
Lineage: Eukaryota; Metazoa; Chordata; Mammalia; Perissodactyla; Rhinocerotidae
Gene: DCUN1D2
Product: defective in cullin neddylation 1 domain containing 2
Exons: 7
Coding region: 2070-2804 (244 amino acids)
Biological process (GO): protein neddylation; positive regulation of ubiquitin-protein transferase activity
Cellular component (GO): ubiquitin ligase complex
Molecular function (GO): ubiquitin-like protein binding; cullin family protein binding; ubiquitin conjugating enzyme binding
Source: RefSeq, a predicted model, not a curated record
UGUGUGGUGGGUUGGGUGACUGAUGUCAGAUUCCCGGGGCCGCAGAGGUUUAGCCACAGUAAUAUAGUGUGAGCUGAAUUCUGGGGAACAGGUAGGGUGGAAGGGGCAGCUAGAUGUGUACAGUACUCCAUGAAAGAACAGAAUAGGUGUGCUUCACAGGAACGGGAAGAUCCACCUGGCUGAAGCACGAGAGCCAGGGAAAAGUGACACAGUAGGAGGCUGGUGAGGGCACUGGAACCAGACUGUGCAGUCUUUUAGGCCCAGGAAGAAAAUGCUAGGCUUUGUCCUAAUGGUAGUGAGAGGCCAGUGAGAGAGUUUCAAAUGGGAGAGAUGGUCCAAGAAGAAUGCUAGGGGAAGAGUGGAGGCGUGAGGACAGGACUUCAGGGUGGGAAGAGGAGCGGAGAAGGAGGUGAAGGGCUGGUCAGAGAAACAAGAAGAGUAGAAACCACGAGGGGGCGUGGUCAGCAGAGUAGCCAGAAGGCUCUUGACCCUAGUGGAGCAGCUGCACUGCCCAGGCAGGACGCACCCCCUGGGCAGGCAGAGAGCACUCUCUCCAGCUCUUAAGGGGAGCAGGAGCUUCACUUGCAGAAGAGGACUGUGAACCACUGCAGAGGGUGGAGACCCAAGGAUGUGGAUGGGGACACUUGCAUUGAAUUCUGCCCCCAGUCUUCUGUGUACAGAAACAGAGCGACCAGGUUUAUAUAAUUGAUUUGAUCACUGUGGCUGCCUGGCAGCCCCUUGUAAGUUGACCCUAACAGAAGAUUCUGUCGUAUUAAGUGUCUCUGGAAGGGCGUUUUAAGAAUAACCUCUAUUUUCAUUUUAUAUAUGGUCAGUCCUGGUGCCCAGAUUAUGUAAGUGAUUUCUCACAAAGUCACAGUUAAAAUGUUUGAGACUUUUUCCAUAGGAUAGAAAUUUUAUUUGAUGUUUCUACUGGAUUGUCCAGAUUUUUAUUUCAAGACUUUUGUACAUUUUAACAGAGUGAAAUAAUGAAACAUAGAAAGUGCCCCCCCUCUCAAAAGCUGCCAUUAGUAGUUUAAUUUCCUUGGCGUGGUAAUCCUCAAUGGAGGCUGUCAGAGCUUGAAGGGAAGGCCCUGGUUCUGCCAGUUCGUGAGCCUUUAUUACUUUUACGUGGAUUUAGUCUUGUCUCCGUGGACCCAGAGCUUGCUUCUUUUCCCUGUAAUUUUUAGUUUAUGGGGCUCUUUUUCCUAGAGAGCUUCAUGCCGUUCCCCUUUUUACAAAUUGCAACUUGACUGUCUUGGUGGGUUUUGGAGGUGAAGCACCUGCAAUCUUUAGACUUAACUGUUGCUGAUUGUUUUAAUCACUGUUGUUUUAUGGAGAAACCUCUAAACCUGAAGUCAGAUUGUUGCAACUUUGUUGACAAUCCCUUCUCUUUCAUUCUGGCGGGAGAGGUGUUAUGGGCUGAGCUUAGACCGGUGGCUGCUGUUGCUCAUUCAGAACCAGCACCUUGGUGCCGCCUCGAGCCUCGAGGUUGUAGGUCUGUCUUGUGACGUUUCGGGCACAUGGAGUAGAUUGAAGAGGGAUCUGUUUGCUCCUGUGACUGCACUUCACCCGCUUUGUACCUUACACAGUGACAGUUCACACCUCUUUGCGUGGCCUGGAUCUGUAGACUCCUGUACCUCUUCUUCUAGAGUGUCCAGAAAGUGUUCUCUUUUACACCAUUGAUAUAACUAUUUUGUCACAUAUUAGGAGAGGCUUCAAGAGAUGAUUGUCAGGAAAAGUACCUGAGGAUCAGACAUCAUUGCAUCUCACAAGUGUCUGUCAACCUUUACUUGGUGUGGACUCAUCCAUCAUGUAAUGCUGGUGAAGUAAUUGAGUUACCUGACAAAGACUGUGCAGUCUGUUUAACUGAUGAGGAGCAAGGCUUUGUCUUCCUGUAAUUCUGAAGUGAAGUGGAGUCACCCAACAAGAAAAAACUAAGUCCAGUUAAAUGAUAGGCGUUAGUGACAGAAUGCUGAAACAGACCUCUGGAUUGGCUUCACUGGCUCUCCUGCUUUUGCAUCCCAAAGCAUAAGCUUACAUCGUCUCAGAAGGACAAGGUCCGCCAGUUUAUGGCGUUUACUCAGGCUGGCGAGAGCACUGCCAUCUGCUGCUUAACGCAGAAUGAGUGGAAACUAGACGUGGCCACAGACACCUUCUUCCAGAACCCAGACUCGUUCCACAAGGACUCCAUGAGAAACGCCGUGGACAGGAAGAAGCUGGAGCAGCUGUAUAACAGGUACAAAGACCCACAAGAUGAAAAUAAAAUUGGAAUUGAUGGGAUUCAACAGUUUUGUGAUGAUUUAAGCCUCGAUCCUGCCAGUAUCAGCGUUUUGGUUAUAGCAUGGAAAUUCAGGGCAGCGACUCAAUGUGAAUUUAGCAAAAAGGAAUUUGUAGAUGGCAUGACAGAGCUUGGGUGUGACAGCACGGAGAAGCUGAGAGCCCUUCUGCCAAAGCUGGAGCAAGAGCUUAAGGACACAGUGAAGUUCAAGGACUUGUAUCAGUUCACCUUUUCCUUUGCCAGGAACCCCGGGCAGAAAGGUCUAGAUUUAGAAAUGGCUGUUGCAUAUUGGAAUUUAGUAUUAUCUGGAAGGUUUAAAUUUUUAGAUCUCUGGAACACCUUUUUAUUGGAACAUCACAAAAGGUCAAUCCCAAGGGACACUUGGAACCUUCUGCUAGAUUUUGGAAACAUGAUUGCAGAUGACAUGUCUAACUAUGACGAAGAAGGAGCGUGGCCUGUUCUUAUAGAUGAUUUCGUAGAGUACGCACGGCCAGUAGUCACCAGCGGUAAACACAGCCCUUUCUAGGUGGAAGAUUCAGGUGGAUUGAGACGAUAAAAUGCACUGCGUCCUGCAGGGAGGCAUGUGGCUCAGUUCCGUGCACAUGGUUGCUGGUUUCAGAAGUCGUCCUUGAUGGGUCCUGAGAUGGGAUGACCCCUCACUGCUCAAGGGAGGUGGAGCUGGUCUUGGCCACUGUCAGGAGUUCCUCAGAAGGUGGCUGCUCUGGAGUGUCUGGAGACGGGUCACAUAGCUGUUGCUUCAGGAGAUUUCUGUGUGAUUUUAUGUUUAUGAAAAAGUACCCUAGAGCCUGUUUGCAGGACAGCAGAGCAUGCUGUAAAUUCAUGAUUUAGAGUGAACACCAGUAGUCACCACACUCCACUGAGUUAUAUUGUAAUUACACUUAGAAAACAGUAUUUUUGUCCUCAGUAGGAUGUUGUAUUUUUAUAAAGUCACAGCUAUUAAAAUGUGCCCUGAAGAAGAUGAUCUUAUCAUGGAUUCUAAUGUUUUUUAACCUUGGUGCCAGGAAUUCAAGAUUUAUAUAUAUAAUUGUGUGUGUGAGGAAGAUUGGCUCUGAGCUAACGUCUGUUGCCAAUCCUCCUCUUUUUGCUGAGGAAGAUUGGCCCUGGGCUAAUGUCCAUGCCCAUCUUCCUCUAUUUUGUAUGUGAGACACCACCACAGCAUGGCUUGAUGACUGGUGUGUAGGUCCACGCCCGGGAUCCAAACCUGCAAAACCCGGGCCGCCAAAGCGGAGUGUGCAAAUUUAACCGCUACGCCACCAGGCUGCCCUGAGAUUUGUGUUUUUUGAAUUGUCAAAUAUCUAGAUUUACCAGAUCUAUUUUUGUUUUAAUUUCCUGUAGACGUUCAUCUGAAGAUCAUUUUAUCUUCAGUUUGCACAGCGAUGGCACACAUACAGUGUGACUCCAGGAAGGUUUUCUUUUAAGCUGUUUAUAAGUCAGCAGGUCUAUUUUCCUAAUAAUGUCAUUUAAACUUCCUAAGAAGUUUCAUAAAGGAUGUUUUUUUAAAAAAUGUAUUUUAUUACAUUUAAAGAGACAUUUUUCCAUGAAAACUAUUUCUUUUAUGAGUGAUGAAUUAUAGAUUUGAAAAUCAAGUGAGUGUGUUCCUCUCAACUGUCUGUAAUACCCUUCAUGUCCCCCCCAGCCCUUUGUGUGGCCAUACACAUUUGGAAGCUAAAAUAUACAUCACUGUCCAAAAAAAACCCACCCGGAACGUUCACCUCGUUUGCAAGCUGACGCCUGUCUCCGUCGCAUAAACACCUGAUCUCUCUGGCGUUGGCCUUGUCGGAGAGGCCACCCCUUGCGGCAGAGGCCGUGUUGUCUGGGGCAGGGAAGCCUGCUGUGCUGCCUGCUCUUUGUUUGGAAAAGCUCUGCAUGGUUUUGAAAAUCACUGUGUGGACCCUACCUCAUAUUUAAAAGAUCUUCACGUCACCGGCAUGCCUGCAGCCCAGCUUACAAGGCAGGUGCGUUGGGUGGUUUCACGGGAGAGAGCACAUUCGCUUCAGAACAGACGGUGUGCCUAAAACGUGUUGUUCGAUUUGCCUUCCAACGUGAGUCGUCAGUGCUGUGGGAGGCGCCCGUGUCCCAGAGGAGGGGUAUGUGUACUUGCUGUGUGUGGACUUUACACUUCCAAGAAGAAAUCUCUCAGAAGGCAGUGGGCCUCAAGGGUUGGGCAGGGGCUUGAGGCCUGCAGACCACAGGCUAGGCUGGUGCAGGACCAGUGAGUCAGGUCACCUCCCCCGGCCCCUGUGUCCACAUCUAAAGAAGGGAAAAAGGCCAUCUCCACCUGCAAGUCUGUGACUCUAGGAGAGCAUUUAUUUUAUAUAAUAAAAACUGGAUUUAAUAAAAACCUCAAUAAUUUUAAAGCAUCCUUCGAGGCCUCAUGGAUUCUUGACAUGUAAGUGUUCUGUUCAGAGAAGGUUCUAGAACUCGGAUAAUCCUGUAUAGAUUAUGGAGGUUUGCGAUGCUUCUAUUCGUAAGAUUUACGGUUUAUGGGGAGAAAAUGUUCUGUGGAGUUGUUUAUCACUAGGUAUCAAAACAUCAGUAAUUUGGGCCGGCCCCGUGGCUUAGUGGUUAAGUGUGCGCGCUCCGCUGCUGGUGGCCCGGGUUCGGAUCCCGGGCGCGCACCGACACACUGCUUCUCUGGGCAUGCUGAGGCCGCAUCCCACAUGCAGCAGCUAGAAGGAUGUGUAGUUAUGACGUACAACUAUCUACUGGGGCUUUGGGGGUAAAAAAAUAAAAUCUUAAAAAAAAAAAACUAAUUGGAUAAAGGCUCUUCAAAAAAUUGUUUCUUUUUCUUCUGUUACAUACAUUUAAGUCGUGCAUGCUAUGAAAGUGCCAAGAACUUCAGAAACAUUAAAAUAAAUUAUUUUCUCUAGUGUU